Penicillium arizonense is the source of this 3474-nucleotide messenger RNA. RefSeq names its product protein kinase family protein. Gene Ontology annotation, cellular component: cytoplasm; nucleus. The transcript has a single exon. Gene Ontology annotation, molecular function: ATP binding; protein serine/threonine kinase activity. Lineage: Eukaryota; Fungi; Ascomycota; Eurotiomycetes; Eurotiales; Aspergillaceae. Bases 1 to 3474 code for a protein of 1157 amino acids. Gene Ontology annotation, biological process: protein phosphorylation; mitotic DNA damage checkpoint signaling. The record is from RefSeq and is a predicted model, not a curated record.
AUGGCCGACUGUCCGGUGGAAGAAAAAGGCCCAAAGCAGAGCAUGUGGCAUAAACUGGGCCUGCGGAAAUGGCUGGGUCGCGACGAUCGAGAGUCAGGGGAAGACGCCCCCCGCCGUGCCUCCGCCGACAGCCCACGCGCCAAACAAGAUAAACAGGAGAAACAGGAUAACAUCACUCGUCGGAUCUCACGGAAGGUCGGCGUUGGGCUGCCUCGCACAACAACCUUCAAACGACAGAGUUCCGAGCAACGCGAUCGCCUCGCUCCCCUCGACCCCGAACCACAACACCGCCGGGCCCUUUCCGCCGACCGCGAUCCCCUGACUUCACAGCGCUCAAGGUCUCCCCCAGCCGUGGGCCCCAGACUUUCCGCGCCCGAGGUUCAGUGGAUCGGGCCGCCUACAACCACGGUCGAGUCACUCGAAUCGGAACCCGAACCAAAUGCCCAGGUCCCCGACUGGGACCCCUAUCCUGAUAUGGACGUGGAAUCAGAAUCAGAGGAGGAGAAACUACCGGAGGAAACACUCGAGUUGGAAUUGGAACAACGUUGGAUUUUGAACCUGAGCAUGCACUUCCGGGACCGGUCAGAGCGAGAGAAAUUCUUCGUGACGUACGCGGAGGCCCCAAACCGAUGGCGACGAGUUACGAUUUCAUGCGAUUACCGACACGCGCCACCCGACUCGCUGGAAGGAGACCUGAAGGAGCUGCGAUACCAGCGCGACAAAUGUGCCCGCAUCUACGAGUCCAUUCGUGAAUCCCUCCUCGAGAUCCAAUUCUAUGAUACCGUUACGAAUCUCAAGCUGGAGACGCUUGACGGCCGCUUGCACGUCCAUGUCACGGAGGACGUAAACGAAACCAUCCCAUACCCACCUAUCUCCAGCAUCGGUCACUUGGGGGGCGCUCGAUGCGUCCCUGAACACUUUCUACACUUCGAGUCGCAUCUAUCCGGUUUCGUUUACAAGGUCCAACUCGGUGGGCGGGCCUAUAUCAAGAAGGAAAUUCCAGGGCCUGACACAGUGGAUGAGUUCCUUUAUGAGAUCAAUGCACUGCAUGCGCUCAAUGGUGCUCCUAGUGUCAUCCAGGUGGAGGGAAUUGUCGUUGAUGAACGACGAGACGUGGUCAAAGGCUUGCUGAUCAGCUAUGCUGAACAGGGCGCAUUGGUUGAUAUUCUUUACGAGCAACGCGGCAAAACGAGCUUUGCGAGACGCGAGCGCUGGGCUAGGCAGAUUGUUCAAGGUCUCUGCGAGAUCCAUGAAUCAGGCUACGUGCAGGGCGACUUUACACUUGCGAACAUUGUGGUGGACGCCUACGACAAUGCAAAGAUCAUCGAUAUCAACCGCAGAGGUUGUCCUGUGGGCUGGGAGCCACCCGAGAUUGCCGCCAAAAUCGAGAGCAACCAGCGCAUCUCUAUGUAUAUUGGAGUCAAGACUGAUCUCUAUCAACUGGGAAUGACCCUGUGGGCAUUAGCGAUGGAAGAGGAUGAGCCUGAACGACAACCACGACCACUUUUCCUUGGCGAGGAUGCGAUGGUGCCAGAUUACUACCGGCGGAUAGUCGACAUCUGCUUGAGCCCAACUCCACGACACAGGCUCUCUGCGAAAGAACUUCUCUUCAUGUUUCCCCCUGAUCUCCCGACAGCAAGGGCAUCGCCCGCUGUUCAACCUAUGGAGAUUGUUGCGAAUGACCUCAAGCACAUUCCCAUCAAACAUAACUGGGCUCACCCUCCGGCCUCUGGGAUUGGUUUGGCUCUACCUCGAGGCUUUAUGCGCCAGGCCGACCAAUACUCCCCCCAGAAAGAAUUUGCGGACAAUGCAUACAGUGAUUUGCAACACCCUAUCUUCGCUGAUAACCAUGACCCAGGAAAUCGAUCUACCAUCACGCUUGCAGAAUGCAAUGGAGAUGCUGACUAUCCAUCCAAACCAUCUUCUUCAUCUACCUUGAAUCACGAACCUCACAAUCCUCAUGGUUAUAUGGAUGUCUCUGAUCGUUCCAGUCGUGAUUUUGUGCCCGAUCUAUCUCGUGAGAACCCCGAACAAGAGAUUCUUCCGGUUCCACAGACAACAAUAACACCGACGACCAAUGGGUUCCACGACUAUAAAACGGAAGAGCCGGGUUUGUCAGAUGAGGUCUUAUAUCUUGAUGAUGCUCUUCUGCACAAUCAACAGUCUUACGCCAACCAACAGUUGACUACCUCGACUCGUGAUCAACCUCAAACUGACGAACACACCUCACACACCACCUCUUCAAUCAUUCCAUCUCCUGAUGAACCACCCCAAAAAGAACCUGCAGAUCAAUCAUGUGCGAAGAGCACUGACACCAAGCCAACGUCGCCAGCGCUCUCAUCCGCAAUCCCGCCAUCCUCUCUUAUCCUCUCUGCCCUACCCAUAAACCCCGCUUUUGGCCCUCCUGACACUCCUGGCCCUCGAAACACCUCUCUGGUUGACACUUCACCUGCGUCACCACCAAGGAGUAGCGGCGUGGAUCGACCAUUUGCAGGAGUGGUCGGUAUUAAACCUACUUUCACUACGCCACCACAUCCAACAUCCUCUCUCUUCCUCUCUGCUUUGCCCAUGAAUCCGUCUCUACGCUACCCUGGGAACUACCUUCGCGAACCGAAUACUCCAACACCGGUGAAAUCAUCUCUCCCUGAGCCACCUAGGCGGGAUGAUAAAGAACUAUGUGCGGAAACUGUUGAUCUCCAGCCUUCUGUCACAAUAUCACCCUCCCUAUUCCUCUCAACCUUGCCUUUGAACCCUGCCUUAAAGCACCCCGAAGCUUCUCCUGGCGAUAUGGUCACCCCAUCUCUAGCGAACGUCAGCCUUGAACCAACAAGAGGAGAUGUGGGACCAUCAUCCGAAAACACUGCAGCAGCGGAUGAUACAUCAGUGGAACUACACUCAGAAAACUCACUUUCACUCUCGGCCUUGCCUAUCAAUCCUGCCAUGGGCCCUUCCUGCGCCUCACUAGACAACCUGGCUACUACAUUUUCCUCAUAUCCACCUCUCGCAAAAUCACCAAAGCAGGAUGUGCAACCGGCAUGUGGAAAAGCAACCGAUAUCAACGAUGUGUCAACUGUCUCGGACUCAGCCUCUCUCAGCCUCUCAGCUUUGCCUAUCAACCCACUUAUGCCUCACCUAGGAGCACCAAGCUCUCCCAGCACCACCUCGUUGACAAGCUCACAUUCCAUUGAGACAUCCGAGCCGAAAGAUGUUCCUCGGCCACCAACAAAGACGGCCAAUAUCAAACACACAUUGAGAAGAGUACCUGGCUAUGAAUCAUCUCUGUUCGUGUCCGCCUUGCCUAUAAACCCCGCUUUGGCAGACCUCAACACCAGCACCACAUCCGCAAAGAUAGUGGCGGCUCCUCCUGCUCAACUUUCAUCCCCAAGCCAACCAAAUCCUGGCCAGCAGAGCCAAACAUCCCCCCUUUCAGCGAAUCGCAACCCAGGAAUUUCAACCCGCCACCCAACCAGAUGA